AUGGUCUCACGACCAAAUAGGGAACAACAUCAGCCAUAUGUCAGGGCCCACACCCCACCUUCCUUCCGUUAUGAUGAAGGCCCAUCUAGGCCGAGGACGGGGACUCACUGGAAUGAGAGAGUCUAUGCCCUGGAGAGACUCAUAACGAAGGUGAAGUGGCCGCCAAAGAUUAGGUCCGACCCUAGCACUAGAAAAACUGGCGCCCUCUACAUAUUUUACCAGGAACGAAAACACAAGACAAAAGACUAUAUCACCCUCAAGCAAGAGGUUGUGAACAUAUUGCAGCAAGGACACCUCAAAAAGCUGUUGAGCAACAAGGGGAGAAACAACUUCGCUAGAGUUCGUGAACAUCAAGGCCCGCCAAAGCCAUCGUCGCUGGCUCGUACCAUCAACAUGAUCAUCAGCGACAACGACGAUGCCUCCAUCAACAGUGUUAAAUUUAUUGCCACUCGCAAGCUCAAAAGAUCUAUCAUGCGUGAACGGUAUGCCGGACUCGAAGAAAGUAUCAUCUUCGAUGAGUCAAAUAUCGACGGUUUGACAUUCCCUCACAACGAUGCUCUUGUCAUUACUUUACAAAUUUUAGAUACUGAUGUCAAACAUAUCAUGGUAGAUAAUGGUAGUGGAGCAUGCAUUAUCCAUCCGCGAGUCCUCACCCAGAUGAGACUCAAGGACAAGAUAGUGCCACGCUGCAUCACACUAACCGGUUUUAAUAAUGCAGUUGAACGGACAUCGAGUGAAAUUACACUUCCCAUCUUGGCCAGCAGCAUAACUCUAGAGACAAUGUUCCAUAUCAUAGAUAGAGCCACCACAUACAAUGCCAUAGUAGGACGACUAUAG
Messenger RNA from Nicotiana tabacum (common tobacco), 837 nucleotides. Lineage: Eukaryota; Viridiplantae; Streptophyta; Magnoliopsida; Solanales; Solanaceae. The record is from RefSeq and is a predicted model, not a curated record.